Messenger RNA from Amoebophrya sp. A25, 2163 nucleotides. The record is from the annotation of a GenBank genome assembly. NCBI's taxonomy places the organism in Eukaryota, Dinophyceae, Syndiniales, Amoebophryaceae.
AUGCCCUUCGUACCCCUUCCCAGCCUCGGGCUCGUCUUAUUGACACUGCGUUCCCUUAUUUACUGGAUUGCUGAAGAGGAUGGGGACGAUCAUGACGGCGACGGAGUUGAUGUAGAUGCGCAACAUAGGCACAACUACAGUAGUCCGAAGAACAACCGGGAAGACGAUAAUGGUCUUGUGACACAGGCAGAUGUGCUACCUCCUGCCGACCCAACACAAAAUCACCAACAAGCGCAUCAUGUGGAAGCAUCAUCGAUAACCUAUGAGAAAACUAGACAAGAAGACGCGCAUGAGCCUGAAAAAGAGCAGCAAGUGAAGACAAGGCUGUUCUAUGCGACUACUAGCAGCGUCGGGAGGCCGCAAUCUCCGUCAGUUACAACAGCCAGUGAAAAGGCAAACACGAAGCCCUCCAAUAGUAUGCAUAUUGUAGCUUUUUUCCCUCUCAAGAGCUGUAGAGUAGACGACGACCUCUGGCUUUGUUUCGGCGUAGCCUCGUCCCCAACCUCCUGUUGUUUCGUGACGCCUUGCAUUUGCAUGCUUGUUAACGUGUUCAGCUUCAGAAUAAUCUAGGAAAUGAUGAUAAGCUCAGUAAGAACGGGGUCCCAGUCGGAUGUCGUGUCUCUCGUCGGCUGAGGGAAAAAGCUACUUAGAUCCAUUAUAUGUACGAAUGCCACUACUUCAUCGUCCAAAAGAGACGACUUUCCGCUAUUUGAUAUUGCUGCUUAUCUCUUCAGCGGAGGAACUUUGAUCUACAUCGAUGCAGUGUUUGAAUUUGGCGAUUACAUGGGCUGGUGGGACGCUGCGGAAAUACGCGGUCCCUCGAGACCGCUCGAACGCAGCAAGGUGCGCGCGGUCAUUGAUCGCUGGCUACGAAGCAGCCGGGAACGAGCCAAAGUCGCGUCGAAUUUCAUAUACAAUAGCAGCACGCCGUUGCGCAUCAAUAAUGUAAAAGACGCGGCCGAUGAAAAGCAGCCCGGACCUGAUCCUGAUGGAGUCCACUCUAAUAUUAUUCAGAAUAUCACAUCAGUCUCUCAGAGGACAGAGAAACGCACGACGAACGACAGCGAUACUGCGGCAACCUUCGAGAAGCGUUUUGACGCUGGUGGAGGCUUAGGAGAAGGCUGCUCCAAAAGCAAAGAUAUGUGGAACUAUACGAGCUUGUUUAUUGUGACUGGCGACGUCGAUGUCAAUGGUGGUGCAUCUUCGCUUUUUGGCAUGCUCAUCCGAGUGGCAGAACAUCUUUUCGGGGGUAGGCUUGGUGCGUACCACAUGUUACGUCUCAAGCGUUAGUUCAUUAUUUUAGCAGGAGGAGGGGAGAAGUCAGUGUCCCAGUCCCUUAUCUUCUGGUACAACUAUCUCCUACAUACUUGCUUUUUCACACAUUUGUUAAAAAACUUGACAACUGCCGUAGCCUGAGAAAGAGAACUCAUCCCUUAUCAUGCCAAACCAUUUUUCGCAUGGCGGGUUCUGAAAAGUAGAUAUUGAGGAAUUUAGAAAAUGAAUUAUCGCAAAUGCGAGCUCUAAACCUGGCAGCAUGGUUGCUCGAAAUCAUCGAUCCUGAUCGGGAAAAAUGGGGCCCCUUUGAGAUCAAUCAGCUGCUUUACGACGGGAUUGAAUAUCUUUUUUUUCUACCAGGUGAACGUGAAAUGAAGAUGAAAAAAAGCGAAGCACAACAGCACGCCGGAAUGGAUAACAGCGUCAAUCAGGCUACUUCUGCUAGGCACCAAGAGGUUGACGUUGAGGUGGAUGAAACAGGAAAACUUGCAGAAGAUUCAUUGUUGAGCAUACUCGACGGAGGCGGGGCUGGGCAUACACGACAACCAUCAGUCUUGGAAGAGGCUCGCCGUUUCGAUGCUUCUGAGUAUGAUCAUCAUCGCCGAAAUCGAAGGAGGAGGGAACGAUAUCGAGCAAUCUUGCUUCUAUUCCACUACCUGUUUGUCAUGUGGAUCUCAGCGAUUCUCGGACUCUUUUGCUUAACGCUCAUCGUCAGUAAACACCACCGCAUGCUAUUCUUCUUGUCCUUUUGAUGAACAGUGGUGUAGUACUAUCGAUUCACUUACUCAUCUAGAUCUAGAAACGACUGAUCUUUGAUGUUGAAAUUUGUUUUAGCGAUGGUGACACAGCUGCGGAUAGACAAAGUUUGUCGCGCAUAUGAAGCCAAAC